Molecule: messenger RNA, 547 nt
Organism: Eupeodes corollae
Lineage: Eukaryota; Metazoa; Arthropoda; Insecta; Diptera; Syrphidae
Exons: 2
Coding region: 83-547 (154 amino acids)
Source: RefSeq, a predicted model, not a curated record
GUAAACAACAAAUUUGCUUUUGUUUUGCUAGUGCUGUUUUCAUUUCUUUUUUUUUAAUUCAAAAAACAAUUAUUUUAAGGCAAUGGCUAGUUGGACUCGAGUUCAAACGCUUAAAUUAUUAGAAGUGCUACAAGACUAUCCAAAUUUAUUUCAAAUUUGUCACGCUGACUAUAAAAACCGCGUUAAAAAGUCACAAAGUUUAAACGAAAUCGCGGAGAAAACAAAAUGUUGUCGGCCGGAGACGUCUGUGAAAGAUGUUAUUCUUAAGCUUAGAACGCUUAAAACGCAAUAUUUAAAAGAAAAAAAUAACAUUAUCCGUUCAAAAAGAAGUGGUGUGGGUGCAAAUGAAGUGUAUGUGCCUAUAUUGUGGUGCUACGACAGGCUCAAUUUCUGGGAUAACACCGGUGAUGAGGUUGUUGGAGAGUCAAAUAUUUCAUUUUUGUCGGAGCAUUUUGAUCCCACAUCAUCGGAAAUCAUUGCUGAGCCAGAGGUACACAGCUUACCAAAGACAUCUAGAUCCUUACAUACAACAGUUCCGGUAGGUUAA